Molecule: messenger RNA, 3681 nt
Organism: Notodromas monacha
Lineage: Eukaryota; Metazoa; Arthropoda; Ostracoda; Podocopida; Cyprididae
Source: the annotation of a GenBank genome assembly
AUGUAUGUUAACAUUGUGGAUGAACAAAGUCCCACUUUGCUGAAAUGCGGCCGAGAGAAAAUGUCGACGACGGCCGCUGCGCGAAAGAUGUUUUUGUCGUCGUCGGCGUUUUUGUUGGUGUGGUUGUUUUUGGUCGUGUCGACGACGACGUCGGUGACGGCGGGAGAAAUCGUCGUCGGGAAUGACACUGUUUCUGCUGCCGGGAAUAAGAACGAGUCUGAUGAACGUCGUGUUAUCAUUGUUGCAGCUGAAACGAAACCGGAAGAAGAUGAGAAACUUCGAAAGCCUGACCAAGACACAGCGGAACGGAUUGUUGUUCGACUGGGGAAUAAAACUGUAAGUACGACGACGUCGAGGACCAGCAGCUCAUUAUCGGGGACGACUUUGUGGAAGCCCCCAGCACCGGUUUAUGUAGUAAACGCCUCUGCGAUGGAACCUGAGACUUCAGCGACACCUAGCGCAAUCGUGAGCAAGUUUGAUGGAACGAGUCAAACGCGGCCGCCAGGUGUCAUUACGCAUCACAAAACAUUCUCCUUCAAGGUAAACAAGGCUGUGCACAAUUCCAACAGAACUCGGGUCUUUGGAAAAAGGAAAAAAGCUGAAGAUACUAGUGAAACCAUCAUUCCUUCAACUCCAAAACUCAAGACAACACGGACAACAACAACAAUAACAUCAACCUCAAGUACGACCACUACUACACCCACUCCAAUAACUCAAAAAAUUUCAUCUGAAGAGGAAGCAGAUGCAGAAUUGCAAAGAAAGAUUGCAGAACAAGUGGGAAAACUGUACGAGGAAGAGCUGGCAAAACAACACGGUACAGACGAGAAUUUUAUCCCGGAUGACAGCGACACCUUCACGCGCGUCAGCAAAGCUGUCACGAAAAACACUGCUCUGGUCUCCCAGAGGGCAAAAAUACUGAGGAGCGGCAAAAGCCUCAAACUUGCUCAAAAACCCAAGAUGCAUUCCAAUAAUCUUCACUUGAAUAAGACAUCAUCAACAACAAAAACAACCAAUGGCUUGCCAAAGCAGGAGCAGCAAAAACGCGACAAACGUGUUCACAACAGUAUCAUCAGACCUAGAGGUCACUACGUUCAGGGAGACACCAAGCCUCAGAGAACUAUCAUCACUACUAAAACAAACACUAUCCCUACAACACCCCUUCCACCCAGGAGAAAAGAGCCCAGCAGUGUCAUCUCUGUAAAAAAUGCCAUUGAUGAGGAUAAAAAUCGUGGGAGGAAGUGUCUGAAGAUCAAAGAUGGCAAGGUGGUUUGCAAGGUCCUCAGGAUGCGUCACCAGAGCAUAGACAAACAGCAAGAAAAGCCUUUGGUUGAUGAGAAGCAGAAUGAAGAGGAAGAAGAUAAGCAAAUUGUGGAUGAGUGGAAGCUGCCAGUGCCUGUGUUGCUACCACCAACCACUCACCAUCCUCCUCUGGUACUCAGACCAACAGUUACCAGAGUUCCAAAAACAAGGCCACCAAUUCAGUAUGAUGCUGACUGGCAAGUGCCUUCUGUGCCACAGCAGAGACCUCCAUUCCAACAUCAUAAACGCCCUCCAUCUUCUUAUCAAUCUUCUUCUCCUCCACCACCACUACUUCCACCACCACCACCACCACAAACAUCACCAGUGACACCAUCAAGACCUCUGCUUCCACCUAUAACUCAAUAUCAGCAACCUCAACUUCCUCCUCCUCCUCAGAGGACACCAAACUUCAGAAUAAUACCUGUUCAGCUACCACCACUGCAAACUAUGCUCCAUCCUCCUCCCCCACCUCAUCCACAUCCUCCAUCUCCUCAUCCACAUCCUCCAUCUUCUCAUCCACAUCCUCCAUCUCCUCAUCAACAUCCUCCAUCUUCUCAUCCACAUCCUCCAUCUCCUCAUCCACAUCCUCCAUCUCCUCAUCCACAUCCUCUUCCUCCACCUCAUCCACAUCCUGCUUCUCAUCAUCCACAUCCUCCUCCACCACGUCCACAUCCUUCAUCUCCUCAUCCGCAUCCUCCUCCACUACCUUCUCAGUAUCCAUCACCAGCUAUCCACCAUCAAGGGAGACCAUCUGCUCAUCAACCACCUUCUCAGAUUCUGCGCCCUCCCCCAUCACCAUGGACAUCAGAUAAUGAAUGGCAUCCUAUGGUGGUGACACCAGUCAGGAACUUUUUGCAAAAGCCUAUAGCUGAUGGAUCCCAUCCAGCUGCACCAGUUUUUCCAGUGCCAAAGCAAUCAAAGGUCACCUACCAUAAGCAGCAUCCUCAAGAGUAUAAGUUGCAGUUUCAGAAUCAAAACCUGCAUCUGCCCCAACAACUAUUCCAGAACGUACAAAAACAUGCGCAGAAAGAAAACACCAGAGAUGUUUUUGGAACAAAAUUCCAUCUUCAACCAUUAUCUCAGAAUACCAUCAGGGAACCAGAGCAUGAACACCAAAUCCCUCAGCAUGGUCAACAGUAUCCCCAUGAGUUGCCAAAACAUCAUUUCCAUCAACAGCAGCAAUCAAAUGACAAUCUUCAUCAUGAAAGACCACAGUUUGCUGAGGAACCAUUGAGGAAUUCAUUUCAACAUCAUGCACCCCAGCAUGUGAGAAACCAGGGUCCACCACCAAGACCACCAUUGGAGACCAACAAACUUCACCAACAUCCACAAGAAGGUUCAAGACAGCGUCCAGAGCUGAGCAUCAGCUAUGUUGAGCCACUUCAGGUAGUCCUUGCUCCAACCCCUGACUAUCACCUUCAGGAGAACACACUUGAUGAAAAGAACCCAGUGGACUCACCUUUUUCUAAACCAUACUUUCAACCAGAGUUGACCCAGGCAGGGGUAGACUGGUCACAUCAAAAUGCCCCCUCAAAAACAGCAGUGAAAUUCACUGUUGGUGAUGCCAAACAGCAUCCUCUUUCAAAUCCAGGAAGAUACUUGGUUGAAGCAAAGCAACAACCUCUGUCAAAUUCCCACCAACAGUCAUCCAAACGUCCCUUUCCAAGUUCAAAUUUCAGACAAGUGGACCAGUCUCCUGUUCAAGUAGUGAACCAUCAAACUGAAGACACUGUGGUUGUGCAUCACCAAAAAGGCAAAGUCUAUGAAGAAACCAGAAACAAUCAUGUGGAAUCAUACCCCCAACCAACACCCACAACUAUUGCACCAUACAUCAGCAGACCAACUACCAAUCCAUAUGUGAGCAAGUAUCAACAGAACAUACAGAAUAACUACAAUGCAAACCAGAAUGAACCUUUGAGAGGAACUUCAGGACAGUUAAGGAGACCAAACUUGGAUUACACUGAUUAUGGUGAAACCAGCAGCAGUGAUACCAAAGACUCCCUGAAGGUCUCAUUGCUGACCUCAGGAGAAGUGUUUCUUGGCAUUCCGGGAAGGGCUGGUGUGGACUAUCCCAUAAAUGAAUAUUUUCCUGAAACUGGAUUCAGUUGCCCAGCUAGAGAUCAAUAUCUCAGAACAGGGCCAGGAGAUGAAUACUCUGAGACUAGUGGUUUCAGUUACCAUGCAGAUCCUUCCACAGGCUGCCAGGGCUUUCAUCUGUGCUUCCAUGAUGGUUCUUCGCCAGCUGGGUUCUCUUUCCUCUGCCCCAAUGGCACAGUGUUCAAUGACAAGUACCUGGUCUGUGACUGGUGGUACAAUGUCAGAUGUCAACCUCAACAACAACAACAACAACAACCUUCAGUCUACCAUCCAUUCAGUGCAUGA